AUGUUCAUGUCAGCCAAAACCCUCCGACUUGCCCAGCGAAUACUCAUCAUUGCUCCCGCAUUUAUACUUUACGGAUACAAUCAGGCCGGACUAUCUGCCCUUCUCAUCCUCUCGGAUGUGAUCCGUCUCUUCCCACAAAUUGAUACGGUCAAUACCCACGGAGCUCAAGAGACACAGAACUCUACCAUCAAAAGGUUGAUCAAUGGGACUUUGAUGUUAGGGGCCCUACUGGGGGCAUUGUCAUGCUCCGUCCUCGGCGAUAAGCUUAGUCGGCGCAAGACUAUCUUCGUAGGAGGCUGCUGUGCUGCGGUAGGUCAAAUUCUCCAAUGCACGGCCUUCUCCCUGGCCCAGUCCACCGUGGGACGCAUCAUCCUGGGUUUUGGGAUAGGCCAGUUCAGUGUCGUUGUGCCAGUGUGGCAGGCUCAAAGCUCUUCUGCGGGUAAACGAGGGCGUCAGGUCAUCACCUCAGGCAUCUUCAUCUGUGUAGGACUUUUCUUGUCCAGCUGGAUCAAUCUGGGAUGUAGCAAGAUCACCUCGCCGCCCCUCCAGUGGCGGAUCCCGCUCGCUGUCCCAGUCGUCUUCUCACUAGUGAUCUGCUUCUCUAUCUUCAGCUUGCCGGAAUCGCCCCGCUGGCUGCUGAUUCGUCGCGAAGUCUCUCGGAUUGAUGCCUCCUUUUCGACAGGUCCUACAAUCUCCCUGCGGGAUGUCUUCCGAAAGAACGACCCGCACCGACUCGGCUACCGUUUCGCCCUGUGCCUCGGUAUUCAGACCCUACAACAGCUGAAGUUUCUGUGCUCUUUCCUCUCCUUCGCCGCCGUCGACCGGCUGUAUCGCCGCUGGAUCCUGGUGACCAGCGGGACGGGUAUGUGCUUCUGUAUGAUCGCCAUGGCGGUGGCCAUCAGCUUCCUGGCAGCCAACCAUGCUGCCUCCAUCACGGCGGCUAUAGCGCCCGCGCCUCUCCGCGCGGUCAUGUCCUUCAUCAUCACCAUGGUCACCCCCGUGGCGCUGUCGAUCAUUAAUCGGCGGUAUUAUGUUGUGUUUGCCUGCACCUGUGCUUGCGUUCCCGUAAUCGUGCUGCUUUUCUUCCCCGAGACAAUGAAUCGUGACUUGGAGCUGAUCGACGAGUUGUUCCGGGAGGCGCCUACCAUCUGGGAGGUCGUGCCCAUGGCUCGGCGAUUGCCCCAGCGGGUUAGUCCAUCUGCACAGAUGAAGAAGGAUCGAGAGAAGGCGUUUGAGGCAGAGGGGGCAACCGAGGAGCAGCGAAUGGGCUUGAGGCCUACAUCAUUCACGAGAUAUAUCAGCUGA
Molecule: messenger RNA, 1305 nt
Organism: Aspergillus uvarum CBS 121591
Lineage: Eukaryota; Fungi; Ascomycota; Eurotiomycetes; Eurotiales; Aspergillaceae
Product: MFS general substrate transporter
Exons: 5
Coding region: 1-1305 (434 amino acids)
Biological process (GO): transmembrane transport; carbohydrate transport
Cellular component (GO): membrane
Molecular function (GO): carbohydrate:proton symporter activity
Source: RefSeq, a predicted model, not a curated record